Sitodiplosis mosellana (orange wheat blossom midge) is the source of this 4018-nucleotide messenger RNA. RefSeq names its product ankyrin repeat domain-containing protein 27-like. Bases 192 to 3089 code for a protein of 965 amino acids. Lineage: Eukaryota; Metazoa; Arthropoda; Insecta; Diptera; Cecidomyiidae. Gene Ontology annotation, biological process: early endosome to late endosome transport; neuron projection morphogenesis. The record is from RefSeq and is a predicted model, not a curated record. Gene Ontology annotation, molecular function: guanyl-nucleotide exchange factor activity; SNARE binding. The transcript is spliced from 6 exons. Gene Ontology annotation, cellular component: plasma membrane; neuron projection; late endosome.
AAUGCACACGUACAGGGUACACACACACACACAAUUCGACGACGAAAUGAAAACAAAGUGUUUACUUUACCUAUACACAUCCAUAUCAAUUGAAGUAUUACGUCUCAAUAGUGUUGAUGUCUCUGUGGUGUAAGGAAGGUGUUUUAUUUUCUUUUAUCAUUUGUCUAGUGCGUAGUUUUUUGUAGCAUUGUAUGAGCAGUGGUGAGUAUUUGUUGUCAUUCCAAUGGGAAAACACACAAUUGUUUAUUGGUAGCUCAGCUGACUACAUUCUUGCUAGAAGAAAAAAAAAAGCGAUGGCAUUUCAAUCGUUGUACGACGAAGACUUAUCCGAUAAUAAAUUUUUUGCUAAAUUGCAACGUGAACACAAAAUUCUGAUCGAAACGGCACCGCUUGAGAACUGGAUAGUGUGUGUACCACGUUCGGCUGCAAUAAAACCAGAAGAUUUAAACGAUACGGAUUUUUUAUUGGCACACAUUUUGAUACCGCACGAUGAAAUCCCGCAGCAAUUCACAAAUCUAUUGGGUGCCGAUGUGAAGCAAUUCAAUGGCAAACUGCAUAUUCGAUCGAUUGCAUCGUCGAUUCUGUUUGAAGAGAUUUUCUAUACAAAGGGAUUGCUGAAGUAUAAAGUAUGGUGCAUCGAAUGGCCAUUGUUGCCACGGGUCUCAAUCAAUGGCGAAGCACCCAAUGGAAUAUGCAUUGUACGUGGACUACAAGACGCUGUCACGUUAAUUUGGAAUGAAACCAAUUCGAAGGCAGUGUUCCGGAAAAUUGAGAGUAUUUGCUGUAGUUUUAUGAAGAACACCAAUUGUAUGGAACCAUUGAAUCACAUGUCAUGUGGCGCUGGCGAUAAAAAUACCGCCGAUAUUCUUAAACGAAUCAAAAAUUCCGUGGAUAUUCUUCUGAAUCAUUGCUUUAAAAAAUUAAUGUAUCAACGUCGACUGUAUGAGAAGUGUAUGAAUGACCCACAUUUUAGGCGUGUUUUUAAAAUUGCCCUUGAAACAUAUAUCAUCGAUUUAUUGUACCGAUGGCUGUUUGACACUAUCACCGUCAUUUGUGCCGAUGAAAAUGAGAAAUUCAAUCGAACACUACGAAACUUGGCCGAUGCAUCGUUGAAAGACUUUAAAAUUGACAGCACACACAGCAAUAUCAUUAGUCGUGUGCGCAUCGAACUCGUUAAAAUGCCCGAUCUAACGACACCCAUUGAGAAAAUUAGUUGUUUACGACGUGCUCUUACAUCUGCGUCGCAAAGUCGUCACACUGAUAUAUCUGUCGACGACCUGAUACCGAUUCUUGUGUUUGUUAUCAUCAAGUCGGGACUCACACAUUGGAUAGCAACAAUACAGUUUUUGAAGCAUUUCAUCUUUAACGAGUUCUCGGAUGGGUCGGACAAGGGCGUCGACAGUUUUCUUAUUACAACGCUCGAAGCGGCAAUUACGUAUAUUCAAUCGAUCGAUCUGAGAGAGUUUAAACAGGGUCCAUUGAUAGGUGAUGGCAAAUUGCAACGACGUUUUGCGAACAAAGACGAUUUUAUUGACUAUUUAUUUGAACGAAUUAAAAAUGAAGACGAAGUGGAAAUAAUUAAACUACUAAAGACUGAUAAUGAUUUGAUUAUUCAUGCGGUUGAACGAGAUAACGAUGGAAAGAAUGACGGAAAUGGCAAGCAUGCCAACGACGACGAUACGAUAAGAAAGCGUUCAAAUGAUGUUGACGAUGGAAUCGACGAGGGUGUUCAUGACGAAUUCGAUGUGAUGAGUAAGUUUCCCGAAUGUCGUCUCAAUUUGCAGAAUACUCAUGGCGUUGGUGCAAUUCAUGUGGCCACAAUGCAUGGCCUGGCCAAAAUGUUGAAUUGUCUGCUGGCACUCGGUGUAAAUUUGCACAUCAAAGAUCAAAAUAACUACACUGCAUUGCACUAUGCGGCUAGCAGAGGUCAUCAGAAUACAUUGUUGUUGUUGUUACAUGCCGGAGCUGAAAUAAAUGCACUGACAAAUGAUAAGAAUACGGCCUUACAUCUCAGUGCUUUGAAUGGUCAUAUUAACUGUGUGAAAGCAUUGCUUUACUAUUCGGAUCACAUGAAAGCACGAAUCGAUCGGAAUGCACAGAAUAAAUUCGGAGACACAGCCUUGCAUCUCAGUGCAAAGUGGGGAUUUUGUGAAAUUAUCGAAACACUCUUGGAAUACGGAGUGAAGCCGGACGUCCGAAAUCGAGCCGGUCAUACAGCACUUGAACUGGCGCACAAUAGUCACAUAGCGACCAUGUUGCAGAAUGCAAUCGAUGCAAAUCAACAAGUUGAAGUGACCAGUGACUGGGAGGAACAGAGUACAUGUUCCAGUCUAUCAUCGUCGACCACAUCAUUGAAUCACGAAGUGUUCCGUGGAUGUUUCUCGACCGGUCUAAAUCAUACCGUAGACACAGUCGACUCUGUUUCACUGCCGCAGAAAACCUACAACGAUAAAAUUGUCGCGGCAAUUAAAAACAAUGAUACAAAACUUGCGUGUCACUUCCUUGGCAUUGAUAUACCCAACGAUGUGUCGCAAAUUGUGUGCCAUCCGUUGUGCGAUUGCGAUAAAUGCAAACAUAUCACGGAGUAUCUAUCCCAAAAACAAAACAAUGCAUCACAAGCGAUACGAACGUUUGACGGUGAUAUCAAUGAAUUGUCAACCGAUCGGAGCAUAACGCCCCUUCAUGCAGCCGUUCAAAUGAAAAACAUUGAUUUGGUGGAGAGAAUUUUAGAAAUUGGCGCAAAAGUGAGUGUAACAACGAAAGGGACACAUCAAACUGCUAUUCAUCUCGCCAUACUCACGAAAUCGACCGACAUUUUAAACCUACUCCUCAAUCACCUGGGACCAAUUGAUAGCGGAAAUGACCUUGAUAUUCAAGAUUCAAACGGCGAUACCGCACUCCAUUUAGCCGUUCGCCUUAGCGAUGCACAUGCAAUCGAUGCACUACUCAAACAUGAACCAAACAUUCAUAUUCGUAAUUCAGACCAUAAAACAGCCCUAGAAAUCGCCAAAUCGUUGCUAAAUCUUAAUAUUAUACGACGAUUAGAAGUCGCCGAAAGCAAUGAUCUACGGAAUAGGACACCGAAAUAAAGCGCAAGCAAAUUGAUAACGAUUUUUUUUAAAGGACAUGCACGUUUUUAAUUACACUUUUAUUUAUGAUUGAGUCACUUUGUUUUCGUUUUGUUGUUGUUGUUUUUGUUUUUGUUGCAGUAGACUGUUACACUUGUAGCGACCUUUCGCUAGGGUUGACAUCGUUUUUUGUUUUGCUUAUAAGAUUGAUAAAAAGAAUUACUUUCUUUUUGCACCGAAUAUUUUGUUUACAAAAUGUUUACUUGGACCAUUGUUCCGUUGGGAAAUGUGCUUUUACAGGCGCUUGACACCGAAUUCGACAUGAUUUUAUCAUUUGUUUUGAUUUUAUUUUUGUACCAAGCUACGAUGUGACAUGAUUUAUUUUUGUUUACUUUUGAUUAAACAUAUGACUCUUACUUUCGAAUUGCCAGAGAUUAUGGAGCAGUGAAUACAACUUUAUUUGUCUUCUGUUUACGAAAUUUGAUCGUUCCAUGGGGACAUUUGUUUAAGGGAUUUAUUUAUAGCCAUUCGAACAAUACACAAUUGUGAUAUGGAACAAAUGAACAUUUUUUUACGAAUCCAUUUUUAUCACUCAUAUAACUUUUGAUAUUGCAGUCCUAUUGACUGCUUUCAUUUAUAUUUUUGGUCUAGCGAUCAGCGCUGCACAAAACGUUUCUAAUGGUUUUUAAUUAAGAUUACUAAAUUUCAAUCGAUUUUUUUCAUUGUAAGUCAAAAAUUCAAUUAAGAUUCAAGUCAAAAAUUUAAUGUGAGCUCAAAUUGUAUUGAACAUAAAUAUUCAAUGGCUUCAUACCAAAAUUUUUUGAGGUUCAAUAUAUGCAAUUUUUUUCAUCACUAUUUUACUUCUGAAUAAUCCGUUUUAAGAAGAGAGAAUAAUCAUUUUUGCACAAAAUUCCAAAUUAAAUUGGCCAAUUUGAUGUUAAUUACAGUAA